This is a messenger RNA of Gadus chalcogrammus (walleye pollock), 759 nucleotides long. RefSeq names its product putative transmembrane protein INAFM2. The coding region runs from base 273 to 587 and encodes 104 amino acids. The record is from RefSeq and is a predicted model, not a curated record. NCBI's taxonomy places the organism in Eukaryota, Metazoa, Chordata, Actinopteri, Gadiformes, Gadidae. The transcript has a single exon.
GGAUCCAAAGAAGGAAGAAACCCCACCGGGUGCACAUCUUGUGCGCAACGACCAGCAGCGCAGCACAGCUGUACGGUGAGGGAAGGGUGUGUGUCCGGGCGUGUGUGUGAAGCUGUCCGGCCGUGACCGACCCAGUUGCGGUGCAGUGUUGUCAACACUGCCGCACUCUCCGUGACAGGCUUGGAGAGAACCAGGACCACAGCUGGAGCCCCCCUCUCCCUCUCCCCGUCUUUGGCUAUCCCUAUCAACAACUGGCUCCAGUUUGAGGCACCAUGAGAGCGGUGAGCAGCAAGCAGGGCUCCGCCGGCGGCAGCAGCAGCGCCGCGGCCACAGAGAAGCAGAACGGCGGGGACAUGAAGCGCAGGCCCAGCUACCCGGGAGACCAGCGGGUGAAGCACGCCAACCUGUCCACCAAGAUCUGGGUCAAAGUAGCUAUGGCCAUCGCGUACUUCCUCUGCGUGUCCGUCGCGGCGUUCAUACUGGUCAUCUACUACGUGUUUUUCUGGACGCCGGAUGCGCAUUACAACAUCACGGGCAACGGCACGGACCCUCCGAACCGCACCGACUGCGCUCCGAGGUCCGGGUGACCGCCGCUCCGCGCCCCGGUCAGCGGAACACGGGCUGCCGUGUCCCGCAGCGGCUCAUGACGGACACCGGUGACACGCGCGGAUUUCUAUAAGAACGCUCCGUCCUGCACCUGGAGUUGGGGAUGCGACUGAAGAAGAGCCGAUGCCGCUGGCGGGGGGGGAGAAGGGGGUC